Messenger RNA from Gossypium arboreum, 612 nucleotides. Its product is annotated as auxin-induced protein 6B-like. NCBI's taxonomy places the organism in Eukaryota, Viridiplantae, Streptophyta, Magnoliopsida, Malvales, Malvaceae. The transcript has a single exon. Gene Ontology annotation, biological process: response to auxin. The record is from RefSeq and is a predicted model, not a curated record. The coding region runs from base 123 to 443 and encodes 106 amino acids.
AAAUCGAAUUUCUUAUCAUUUUUUUUAAGCCAAAACUUUACUAAAAAUUCCCCACCAUCACUGCUAUAAAUACCAAAAUUUGUAAGCCUGGCUUCAAACCAACAGUUACAUACAAGUAGAAGAUGCAAGAAGACAAGAAGGCGACCAAGGUGAAGAAAGGAUGGCUGACCGUUCAGGUUGGGUUAGAAGAAGAAGAUGGAGGGCUUAAGCGGUUUGCGAUUCCAAUAUCCCACCUUUACCAUCCACUUUUUAAGCAGCUUUUAGACAAGGCUUAUGAAGUAUACGGCUACCACAUGACGGGGCCUUUAAGGUUGCCAUGUUCUACCGAUGAUUUUCUUAAUCUCAAGUGGCGAAUAGAGAAAGAAUCAAACCAUCAUCAUCAUCACCACCACCAUCAUCAUCACCAUCAUCAUCCUCUCACUUUAUCUUUCAACUCUUGUUGAAUUUCUUCAUCAAAACAACACAUAUACUUGCUUCUCUUCUAGUUUUACUUUUUCUUUUUCCUCGUUAAUUUUGAUACAUGAUUGAUUAUCAAGCUCCUUUAUUUUACUUGUUUGAUAUUAUAGCUCUGCCUUGGAUGUUUUAAUCUGUCAAAAACUUUCAAAGCUUAAA